Molecule: messenger RNA, 898 nt
Organism: Saprolegnia diclina VS20
Lineage: Eukaryota; Oomycota; Saprolegniomycetes; Saprolegniales; Saprolegniaceae
Exons: 4
Coding region: 23-577 (184 amino acids)
Source: RefSeq, a predicted model, not a curated record
CAAAAGAUCAACCAUCCUCGUCAUGCGCGAGCUCAUGCUUCAGCUGUACCACGUCCCGCCGGCCGCGCUGGCGAAGCUCGUCGCCUUGGGCCUGGACCGGAUCGAGCUCGGUUCGUCGGCGCUCCGGCUCGAUGGCAGCACCUUGGCGGACGCAUGCGCACUCCUGGACGGCGCCACAUCCAAGCGCCUGCGCAACGGAUGGUGUGCUGUCUUCGAGUCGACUUGCAACGGCGUCACAGUGGCAACAACUACGAACUGGCCAUGCGCCCACGACGGUGGGAACAGUGCAUGCGUCCACGACGGCGUCGCACACAUUGGCCCUCGUCCGCAUGCACUGACGCACGACACAUACGUGGCGCUCGUUGAGACGCUGCAUCUCUCCAUCAUAUAUACCUUUCGCGAGGUCCCUGACGGCGCUCUGCGCGGAUCGACAGUCCCCCGGCCGCUUGCGAUCUUGGCAGCCGAGCAUGCAAAAGUAAAGGCAGAAGUCAAAGCCGAGGCGGUGACGAGCCAUGCAUCACCGACACGAGACGUUCCGCCCUUUCUUACACCCAAGGACGAACCGAAAAGAAUCUAGGCCAGAGGAGCUCAAGGAUAGCUCGGAAACUGCGAGCGGUACUUUACUCCAAGUAAGGCUUCUUUGAAGACGCCCCAGGGACCAUCCAUUGCAGUCCCUACCCCAUUUCUAUACUCUUUCAUCAGAUGAUCGCCGUCUCGCUUGGUCAACGACGACUAACGAACUAACGAACUGACGCCGACGGUCAACACCAGACGUACACGUUGUCGUACUGUCCCACAAUCCUACUGCUCGAUCCAGCAACUCGAACGCGCCACGAAUGUACUAACUUGGAUCAUCCAAUUUGGUCAUAGUAAAUAUCAAUUUCAGUGCAACUUGCCC